UACAAACAGUCAAAACUAACACUGUUGAACUGAAGCUUACCGGGAAAGGUAUCGAUUUUUCAAAAUGGAAGUGUGACGGUACCAUAUGGGUAGGCCAGUCAACAUAGGUAGGCCUGAAAGUAUGCAUUUGGUCUUGUGUUGUGUUUUGGUUUAUGUUUCCGUUUUGCCGCAUACUUUAGUCGGAGCUGAACAUCUAGACUAUCCAGAAUACCAAGAGGCAGCUAUUAUCCAGCGUAUCCAGCGAGUUCUGAGCAAAUGGCGGCAAUACCAACUACGCAGAGAGGCGUCUGAGCCGGAGGUGGUUCCCGCACCACUUCCAGAGUUUACAUAUCGUUUCCCGGAAGAUGGCGGCCGCAGUUACCAAAACGAUUUAUUUGCAGUUCCCCCUUCUAACCCUAGGUUCUAUGAUCCUGAUCCAGACUUGCUUGCAAAAGAAACUAAAAGGCUAGAAAGUGAGGCGCCGCCAACUCAAGAGGAAGAUGAAGCUAAGAACCCUACAACGGAGCCGGAAGAAGUAACUACCGGCUGGGAGGAGGAUGAAGCUACCUUAGAAAGCAGCGAGCCUAGAGAUGACGAAGUUUCAUAUGUUUUUAAGAAGUUUUUGGCCAAGGGGGAUCAGGAUGUCGUACUUGUUGCUAUCAUCGCGGGCUGUGGGGCCGCGGCAGCGGCUGGUGUCAUAGCACUUUCUAUUGGCUGGUACAAAUUGCACUCAAACUCCAAGGCUGCCGCAGACAUUGAGUAUCCUGCGUAUGGAGUGACUGGUCCCAACAAGGAGAUUACACCUACAGGAGACCGCAGACUAGCGCAGUCUGCGCAGAUGUAUCACUAUCAGCACCAGAAACAACAGAUCAUUGCUAUGGAAAGUAACCGCGCCAACAACGAGCGAAGGGGGUCUGUGUCGGAGGGUGACAGUGAAGAGGAGAAUGAAGAAGGAGAUUACACCGUUUACGAGUGUCCGGGAUUGGCUGCUACUGGAGAGCUGGAAGUGAAGAACCCUCUGUUUUUAGACGACCCGACUCCCGCAGCCGUUGUUACCGACGAGCUGCAAUCCCCUUCUGCUGAUAAAAAACAAUAAAUUAUUUCUCUGGUUUAACCCCUAAAUGAGAAUCUCACCUACUCCCUUUGUAUACCAACCCCUGUAUUAGCAAGGUGUCUAAAUCGGUCCGUCUCUAUAAAUCGAUAUAUAGCGCUAUAGAAAUGUGGUGUAAAUUACAUAUAUGUCAAAUAUCAAAUACAAAUAUUUAUACACAUAGAUAUAAUUAGGGAGAGCUGGCUGGCUUCUUGACCUUUGUUGAAAAAUUGUAGUUCUAGUAUAUGAAUUUUAUUUAUUGUUAGGUAAUAUGAUAUAUUUUUAUACAGAGCUCUUCCAUUAUCGUUCCACGGCAAAGCCGCUAGCAAUCUUGAUGAGUUUUAUUUUUCUACAGUUCUGCUCGGUCGAGUAUGAAGGUCCUAAGGAAGAUACAUCGAGUUGAUUUCGGUAAAAACACUUGCACAGUCGGAUAACGCUGCACCAAAAAUAUUUUCACAGUUUUGUUAAUACUCAUAUAAUUUAAUGUUUGGAACGUUUAUAUUUUUAUAAGUACCUCGAUCACGCAUAGAUACUUACUGUGUACCUUAUCUAUAAGACACCCAACAAUCCAUUACAUAUUAUAGCUCUCUGCUUUCAAGUACAAUAUUAUUCUUGUUUCUACAUUGGGUCACCUUCCUUUUUAGGUUAGCUGGAAAGUAACUGUCGAUAAAAAUUUACCUACUUUCUUGAUCUAUUCACGGGUUUUCAUUUAAUAAAUUAAUUACAUUCAACUUUUUGAAGUUGAUGAAAAAAUUUAUUCACUUUAAAGAUCAUAUAAUAUACUAAAAUAAGUAUGAUAACUGUGAAACAAAUCGAAAAUGACUUAUUAAAUUUGUCUUAUUAAAAGUACGUCAAGACUAAUUGGUACUUAUUAAAAGUACCAAUUUAAUAUCCACAACAUAUCAAUAGUAAUAAUCCCCCUAUUUGAAUUAUUUGUCUCAUAAAAAUGAAAUGUUUGCGUUUUAUUUACUCUGAUCACAAAGGAUAUAUAGGAACAACCAAAUCAAGUGUACUCAUUUUUACAAUCACUUAAAAACAGACUGUGAUAAAAAAGGAAAACACCAACUAGUUGCAGCUUAUUUACAAAUAGUUUCUUGAAUGUGAAUCAUUAUUUUUUCAACGCAAAUGUACUGUAUACCUCUUUUAUACGUAAAAACGCAGGAACAUAUGAAUAUUACUGUGUUAACUUGAUUUACAAACACACACACAACAUUAAAACUUACCAUUAAAAGACAUUCACAAUUAAUACAGUUACUUUCCAGUUAACCAACAAUUUGAGUUAAAACUCAAAGCCAGUUUAGAAAAAUCACAAUUUGUUGUAAGCAACCCAAUAGAUCUAAAGUGUUUAGUAUCCUACCCCGAUAUUGUGCCAACAUGUAAAAGAAUAGUUACCAGUAAAAACUCGUGGCUUUCAGUCUAUAAAUAUGCCUUGUAAGGGUAAUAAAAAACAAAAUAUAUAAUUAUUAAGUUUGACUAUUGCCUUGCAGAAUGAGAGGGAAGGAUAACUUUCAAGUUUAAUGUCCAAGAGUGUGCAAGGGUGCAUAGCAAAAGCAAAGCCAUACUGAUUAAUUUAAAAUUCUAAACCAGCUGUAUCUUAUAACUGUUAACAUUAUCAUGGGAAAGUUGCAGUUAUAAGAAAGGAAAAAAUCUGCAAUAAGCAUGAUUUAACAUUGUUGCUUUUCAACAAUUUGUAAAAAUCAGUUUAUUUAAUAUUAAAGAACAUCUAAUCACCU
Molecule: messenger RNA, 2802 nt
Organism: Macrosteles quadrilineatus (aster leafhopper)
Lineage: Eukaryota; Metazoa; Arthropoda; Insecta; Hemiptera; Cicadellidae
Product: neural proliferation differentiation and control protein 1-like
Exons: 7
Coding region: 86-1075 (329 amino acids)
Cellular component (GO): membrane
Source: RefSeq, a predicted model, not a curated record